Molecule: messenger RNA, 2583 nt
Organism: Cuscuta epithymum
Lineage: Eukaryota; Viridiplantae; Streptophyta; Magnoliopsida; Solanales; Convolvulaceae
Source: the annotation of a GenBank genome assembly
GUUAAAAAUUCAAAGCUUCAUUAACAAAAGACCUAGGCAGUCGGCACUCGGUAGUCCCUUCCCACUCUGCCAAAAAAAUGAAUCGAGCAGUUGAGAACGCAGACAGGCAGCGAACGUGAGAACUGAGAAGCAGCAUCGCCCGCUCCCUCUCCAGCUUUACUCCCCAACAGAAAUCUACCUUCCUUCUCCAGUUCUCCCCAUUUGUUCUCAUAUUCUGCAAUUUUCAAGAGUAUGAGUUUGGAUAAAUUUGUAAUUAAGACUAAGAGGUCUUUGAUUGGAGGUGUUAGUUCUUCAAUUGUUCCUAAUCAGUCUAUCUCUAGUGUUGAAAAUGCCACUGCGUCAAAUGAAAAUAUUGCUAGAGAUGAGAGGAAUGAGAGGGACAAGAGAGCCCGAACAGAAAGUACACAUGAAUGGGAUAUUAUUAGUGAUCCAUUUUUACGAAAACCAAUUAAUGAAUAUGCGCCGGGGAUUAGGGAUGAUGUGAUGAGAGCAUAUGUUGUUAAAGGUGCUUGUCAACCAGCAUCUCAUAAGUUUCCACGAACUGAAUUUGGUAAAACAUUAAGGAGCUUUCGAGGAGAGUGGUUUAAAACUUGGGAAUGGUUGGAAUAUAGUAUUUCUAAAGAUGCCGCUUUCUGUUUUUGGUGUUACCUUUUUCAUGGGCAUGAAGGAAAGAGAUUUGGUGAUGAUGUGUUUGUGAGGACCGGAUUCCGUAAUUGGAAGAAAGCUCCUGAAAAAUUUAGAGAUCAUGUUGGUAUUGUAGAGAGUGUGCACAAUGAUGCUAGAACACAAUUUUUUGCUUUCAAAAAUCAAAAACAAAGUAUUUCAAGAAGUCUCUCUUCAGGAACACAACUGUUGGGUGCGGCAUACCGUACUCGUUUGAAUGCAAGUGUGGAUUGUGCUAGAUUUUUAAUUGCACAAGGAUUGGCUUUUCGUGGUCAUAAUGAGCGAGAGAGCUCAUUAAAUAGAGGAAAUUUCUUGGAAUUGCUAGAAUGGUAUAGUGCACGCAAUGCCGAUGUGGCAAAAGUGGUGAAAGACAAUGCACCUUUGAAUCACCAACUUACUAGUCCUAUGAUUCAAAAAGAUAUUAUUAAUGCCUGCGCAUCACAAACAACAAAAGCCAUAAUAAAUGAUCUUGGUGACAAGUUUUUUUCUUUAUUGAUUGAUGAAGCUCGUGAUAGUUCUGUGAAAGAACAAAUGGCAGUUGUUGUGAGAUAUGUAAACGAUCAUGGAGUUGUAUUCAUCUGAUUUUUCAGCUGUUGAGCAAAUGGAGCUUAAAGAACAACUCCAAGUUUGGAUAUAUGAGAUGAGAGGAAAUGAAGCAUUUUCCACUUUACAAAGCAUUGGUGAAGUGUCUAAGAAGAUGGUUGAGCUUACAAUUCACAAAUCUUUUCACUUGGUCUAUCGUCUUAUUGAGUUGGCUCUAGUGUUACCAGUUGCAACAGCCACAGUUGAAAGAGCUUUCUCAGCGAUGAAUAUUAUCAAGACAGAUCUUCGCAAUAAGAUGGGAGAUGACUAUCUUACGGAUUGCUUAGUAUGCUACAUCGAAAGAGACAUUUUUCAAGCAAUUGAUAAUGAAGCUAUUAUGCAGCAUUUUCAAAAUAUGAAAACUCGUAGGAUUGAUUUGCCUAGAUUGCAGAAGUAAAUCAAGUAGUAUGUAAUGAACUAUAAUUUUUUGUUAAAUUAUUACGCUAUUGUUGUUCUUAUUGUAUUUUGGACACGCACUUUAAAAUUUUUAGUCUUUGGUUUGCCCCUCCUUGGACAAACCUCUGGCUCCGCCACUGUGUCUAGCCAUGGCUUGGAUUUGUAGAACUGUACUGUACUGUGUAUUCUUGGGUCGAAGAAGCCAUGAAACUCAGGAUGGAUAACGCUAUAGACGACCAAAUUAAAGACUUCAAAAAAGUGAAUUGAAGCUCUGCCAUGAUAUCAUAUAUAUGAUCGUCCAUGGUGCUAUCCCUCCUGAGCUUUACAGAUUCUCCACACAUUUUGAUUUUGCAACACAAUUAUAUUUGUAUUGUUACUAGCUCAAAAGAGAUGAAGAAAGAUUUGGGUUCUGGAAAUUGGAACGAAAGGAAUGAAAUUGCAGAAGCUAGGAAUGAAGAUGUUGAGUAUAGUAGUGGUAGGCUGCUGCUAGCUCAAGAACCAGAGUCGCCUACUUAUAGUGGCAGUUUACGUGGGUAGGAGACCAGGGAGAGACAGAAGAAUGUGUAAAUUAAUUGCUCAUGCCUUAAUUUGCGGCAAUUUCUAUAUUUAUUUACUCCAUACAAUUUACUAGAUGAAAAUAUGUCACUCAUAGAAUUCCAUUUCCGGCUUUUCCGGUUUAUUGAAAGACGUUUGUCCUUCCACUAUGGUCAAUUAUUAAUAUACGGAGUAUUUAGGAUGGAGCUGUGUGUACACAAAAUGUGUUCACUUUUUUGUACACUUGUUUGUCCCCGCAGACAAGUUGUCUGUCCACAAAAGUGUUUACAUUUUGUGUACACCACACAUUUUUCAUUAAGGAUGUCACGAGUAUGAUCUAGUCUGUUUAGAUUUGAUAUGAACUGAAAUGAUAUAAGAUUGAGAUUAAUCCAAUCAAAAGCAUGUUAG